GAGGUGCCUGUGACAGACUUUGGAGGUAUAGCACAUUUGUCUUAAACUUUUCUAUUGGCACAGGCUGCCUUCUUGCUUGGAGGAGCCUCUAUCUGACUUCCAGGGAUGAAGUCGUCCAUCUCCUUGCUGAAUAGCAGCUCUGGCUUGUGCUGGGGAGACCAAUGCUAACUGUCAGAUUUUGAUGCAGUGGCUGUGCUUUCAGGACGGUAAAGAUGAAGCACUGCUACUACAACGAGAGUGUGGGGUUUUUCUACAACAACAGCCGGAAGGAGCUGACCUCCUACUGGAGGACCAAGGAUGUCUUGGUCGUUGCCCUGGGCCUGACAGUCAGCGUCAUCGUGCUUCUGACCAACCUGCUGGUCAUCAGCGCCAUCAUUAUCAACCGGCGCUUCCACUACCCCAUCUACUACCUGCUGGGGAACCUGGCAGCAGCGGACCUCUUCGCGGGCAUUGCCUACAUGUUCCUCAUGUUCCACACGGGGCCCAGGACAGCAGGGCUUUCCCUCAGGACCUGGUUCAUCCGGCAGAGCCUCCUGGACACCAGCCUGACUGCCUCGGUGGUGAACCUGCUGGCCAUCGCAGUGGAGAGGCACCAGACUGUCUUCACCAUGCAGCUGCACAGCUCCAUGUCCAACCAGCGGGUGGUGAUUCUGAUCAUCUGCAUUUGGGUCACAGCCCUGCUGCUGGGUCUCAUCCCAUCCUAUGGCUGGCACUGCCUGUGCGACCUGGGCAACUGCUCCAGGAUGGCGCCCCUCUACAGCAGGAGCUACUUGACAUUUUGGGCCCUUUCCAACCUGGUCAUCUUCCUGAUCAUGGUGGUCGUCUACACUCACAUCUUUGUCUAUGUCAAGAGGAAGAUGACGCGCAUGUCCAAGCACACUAGCUUCCACCCCCGCUACAAGGAAACCAUGAUCAAUCUCAUCAAAACCGUCAUCAUCAUUCUCAGCGCCUUCGUUAUCUGCUGGACUCCAGGGCAGGUGCUGCUCCUGCUGGACGGCCUGGCCUGCGAGAGCUGCAAUGUGCUGGCAUUGGAGAAGUAUGUCCUCUUGCUGGCAGAGAUCAAUUCGCUCAUCAAUGCCAUUGUCUACUCCUAUCGGGACAAUGAGAUGCGCAGCACCUUCUGGAAGAUCCUCUGCUUUAUCUGCUACAGGAAUCCUAAAUACUCUCCUGCAUCGGUCAAGUCCAACGUCACGAAACGCAGGAUUCUCUCUCAGAAUGGCCAUUCUACCAUGGACUCCUCACUGUAGGAGCCUAGCUCAGGGUUCAUUCACGCUGCUCCAUAGCAACCACCUGAGAGCAGAGACCCGGGGUGAUCUGUUUGUCAAGCAGAAGAACAUUUAAAAAAAAUAAACUUGUUCGAAAGCAUAAAUGUUUGAAUAAAGAGUGGCAUCAGCAGAAUGGGGUAAAAAGCUAUUAAGGCAGUGCAGAGCAGUGCCUUGCUUGGCACAGACUUUGAGUUACAUACCCACUAUUAAAGAGGUGCUGCUUUUAACAGCACUGUUGAUUUAAUUUAGUAGCCUCCAAAAGGCAUGCUCCACGUUAACCAAGAUACUUGUAUGAGUAUUUCUACAUGUAUUGUCAUAGUUCUUCAGUAUUACUACCUACAGGAAUGGUCAUUCCAGUGCUGUGGUAUUCCAGGGCCAAAGCCCAAAGUCCUCUUGCUUAAUCUGUCCUUACUUAUUGAAAUCAGCAAGAGCUUUGCUUGAGACUUUUGAGUGAGAGACUUCUCACCCACAGAUUUUGAAAAUCCUGUUCUCUUUAAGGUGUCUCUAGGGAAGAUCCAGUUUAUGUGAAUUCCUUUAUGAGAAGCAGUUUGCUGCUUUGCUGGUGUGUCUGUUACUGAAUUUCCAAGUAUUGUGGGCUUUUCCAGAAUGUCCAAGGAGCACAUACCACUUUCCUGAGCUGGAGAGUUAAGCUGCAGCUAGAAGCUCCAAUAGCGGCGUUGUUCUGUUCAGUGUGCAGCACAGUACUUUAUAAUCUUGACUGCAGAUUCAUUGCCUAUUCAUGAAGAUGCAGUGAGUCAUGUUCCUAUGAAACUAACCUUUUCCAUUCACUAAGAGCCCUUCGACCGCUUUGUGUUGGAGUCUGAGGCAAUCAGCACUUUCCCCUAGAUUUUAAUGUGCAAUUUGUAGCAUAACCCUCAAUUCAAAUAGCAUGUAAACACCAUCAUUUCAAAUGUGGUCUUGAAGGCAAACCAAGACCUCUUUUGUCUCCGCGCAGCACAGAAACAAGAAGCAUUUCUCACCAUCAAUAUGCUUAGAGCCAAAUUCUCUGCUAGAGUAACUCCGCUGAUUUCAGCAGAGUUAUGGCACCAGAGAAUUCGGCUCUUGACACCUACGUGAACACUGCGAUGAUCGAAGUUGUGAUUGUCAUUUUGGCACCCCCUACUGGAGGCAGACAUUUUGCUAUAGAGAGAAUAUUUAUGACACUGGCUGUGUGGGAGUCUAAACAAUUCUCCAAACUUCUUCCAUGUCCUUAACAAAACUUUAGGGUGAGAUUUGCAAAAGCACUCUGCAUUGGGCUGAGUCUGCUCCCUUGGUGCCAGUGGGAGCGGAGGUAGACCAACACCUGUAACUUUUAACACACAAUAUUUAAAUGUUUAAAAAUUAAAGAGCCUGAUCCUGUCAGGUGCUGAGCUCCCUCAACUCCCACUGACAUCCGCAUGUCUCAGGCUCGGGUCUAGUGUUGUUUGGGGGAUUGCUAUGCCAAUAUGGAAGCCGAUGGAAAUUUGUUGUGGCUUCUGUCAUGUCCAAUGUUCCAAUCGUAGUUACUUCUGUUUAGCUAGAUGACUGUCAUCAACUGUGGCUCAGAAGUCCAGAUACAAGUAAGAAACAGCUUUCAAAUAUGUUGCAUAGCUUAGCCAUGCUGGAAGAGAUAUGUUACCUUUUAAACUUCCAGCUGAGAGAAAAUGGGCAGUGCUUUGCUUGAUUAGCAGAGGAUUUUUGUAUCUAAAUAUUUUCCACCAAAAAGAAAAGAGAUUAGCCCUGUGGAACAGCUGCAGUUGCCCCCUGGGCUUUAUGGGCUAAAUUCUCUGCUGGUGCAGAUUAGCACAGCUCCAUUGAAAUCAAUGGCCAAUUUCCACUAGCAAUGAGGUGGGUCUUAUAUUUGUAGACUCCUGGGGAUUUGUCACUGAUGGUCUGCUGGGCCCAGUACAAACCUAACAAUUUUCCUACAGCUUCUGCAAAAAGCCUUGAAGCAGCAAGGCAAUAAAAGUUCCUUUGUCUGAAAAGCAAAGCAAAAUUAUCUUAGAAAUAUUUGUCCAGGCUUUCUUUUAUUAACAGGGAAAAAGAGUUAAAAGUGUACAUUAGUUGUGGUGUUUAGCUGUGGAAUUGGUACUAAAAUUAUUUCCAGGGGAAAAAACAUUGACUGUGCUGCAUGCUGGUUAUGAAUGAAUCUUUGUAGUGGAUGAAGUGACACGCAGCCCUUCAAGAACUGCAGUUGGCUUUUAUGCCCAAUCAGGCCUUUAAUAAGUUGUGCACAUUCCUCCCAGAGAACUCGGCUAACUCACCUGACCUCAACCAGUCUGCUGGGCUGCAGCUGUUGCACUAUGUUACAGCAAGCAAUAAAGUCCACUCUUACAAGUGGUUUCCUGCAGGUGUCUCGGUGGAGGAAGGGAAGCUAAUAAUAAUUUUUCUUUAUUUGACAUUUUAUUGCCACCAUAUAGAAACUCAUCUUUGUUUUUCUGUAUUUUUUUACAAGUUUAUUUAAAACUCGCCUGAAAACCACACCUGUAUUAGCAGUGACGCAUUGUUGUACAUGAGUUCUUGUUGAUUCUAAUGCCUUGUGCCAGCCAGACACUCCCCUCUUAGUGCCCUGCCUUAGAGCUUGUAACAAUGGAGUUGGAGGGUUGAGUAAUGACUAUGCAAAAAUUCAGCCUAUGAUUUAUUCUUCCUCUUCAGAAUGCACCUCCCCAACCCAAUCCAGACAGUUUAUAUAAAGAGAGAGACAUGACCCAAAUCUCCUAUGGAAACGCCUCUGAAUGACAGUUCUCACUCAUUCUGAAUGGAAAGAGAGUGGCUUGAAUCUUUAAUGAGGUUUCUCUUCCUGAGUGAUUUAACCCUUAGAAAUCUAGCUGAUUUCCAAGUAGAUCUAAUAGAUAUGGGAGAGGGAAAAUGAGAAUCAUGGAAGCAAGAGUGGAAAAUGAUGUCAGAUGAAACCUGAAAGGAAAGGGAGAAUCAGUGAGACAGGAUUGGCAGGUGCAGAUACAAACCACCUAGCAAUGGAAAUAAAUGGUCUAUAUGGAAUCCACAUGAUCAAAAGGGUAUUCUGUACAAGAAAUUCACUUUCCAGGAAACACAAAGACUUUAUCUAAAUACAUGGGGACAGGAAUUACCCUUUUAUGUUACAUUUCCCAUUCUUCUUUCUGUGUGUCUAACAACAUACUUUGCAGAGCAAGUUGUGAUGUUCUCUACUAAAAUGUUAGCUUCCUAGAGGCAACUUACCGACUUCAGAAAUAACUUUCUCUUGCACAUGAAUGAGAUGCUGUCAAGUGCAUGUGAGUUUUGUUCUUUGUCACACUGCAUUCAUGACACAUUGGACCUGUGCUGUUCAUUUCACCUCAGUUGUCUUAGCUCAGUGCUCAAGACAACAAAGAAGGCAAUAUUGACAGCAAAGCUACCAUCCCUCACUCUCUUCAUCCCAAGAAGAAAAAUAAUGGAUUUCUAAUGUCGAAGUAUGAACCUCUCUUUGAAGUUUCAUUGUCUACUUUUUCAAACUUCUAAUGAGAAAAUUUUCCUGCAGCCUGAAAUUGGCCAGCAUUGUAUUGUUCUAGAUGUCAGAGAUGCAUGUGGCCAUUACAGACUCGUUGAACAUUGGGUGGAAGGAAGGAAUAGACACUUACGAGCUAUUUUUAAGGGAUCAGAUACGGGAUAUGUGAGAACACACAGCUUGAUCAAAGCCAGGCCACGUGGUUCCAGGAAUGAGGGGUCGUGCCUUGCUGGCGAGCUGGAAUUCCUUAAGCAAUUUACUACCUAAGUCAUACGAGGGCAUUUCUAAAAGGAGGCUAACAUUGAAGGUGUGGUGCAAAUUUUGUUUGUUGGAACAAAAACUGGAAGAAGGGGGAGAGAUGAGGAAUUGUUUAGGGGGAAAUUAUUUGUGACGAUCCCAAAGGCUCACCCAUCCUUCUGAAAUUCAGUGACUCGGGUGAUGGCUGGAUAGUAAAACAGCUGUAGUAUUGUGAGCAGGGCCAACUGAAAGGGAGACCCCUAGGAGGCCAAACUCUGCAGAGACACCUCUGCUCCUCUAGGAGGGUAGCAAGUAUUUUCAGUUCUCACCUAUUGUUGCUCAGUAUCAGGCAGUUGGGAGCAGCAGCAGUCUAGCAUUAUUUUUAACAAGUAGAGAACACCUGUGCUAGGCAGAGGGCAGUUGUCUAAGGCUAGCAAGGAGAAAGUCAGGGCUUAGAGGAUUAUGAGGUCAGUAAAGCAAUGGCUCAAAAAACCUUUUUCUUUCUUUGUGUCUUGGGACAUGCUUUAAUGUAGUUGCAAAGCCUGGCUUCUUUCUGCCACAGAAAGUGCAUGCCCAACAGAGGUAAUUCAGGAAAGACAAAUCACACUGACUGUACAUCAGGUCUUUCCUGCAGUAUUUCUCUGUGUGAGAAGCUUUCCAUUGUGCCCUGUAAAUCAUACACACAGGCAAUAUUUGUUUUGGCAGAUAUAAGCAUACAUGCGUGCUAGUCACAGACAUCAUGUGAGUUUCCUGAAUACAGGUUGCUCUGGGAAUCACAGUUAGUCAUUUGACAGUUGCUCUUGUGCACAGCAUAUGGGUGUGAAUGCUACAUCGGGAACAGAAGUGAAAAGGCUCAUCCAGGGCUCACCUUGCUUGUAUGCAGUGCAUACUACAGCUCAAGAGCCCAACUUUCAAGGGUGCUUUUGAACAGACCCCCUUUGCAGCCAGAUUUGGAUCUGGGACCCUUGAAACUGUGGUGGGAGGGAUGGUUAAUGACAUCAAUUCAAUUGAGAUAGUAGCAGAAACCUUAAACUAGGGCCAAAAUUUUCUAACUUGCAAGCCUAAGGUUAGAGACUGAGGUGGUGGAUAAGUGGUCUCGUUUUCAGAUGGUCUUAGCCCAUGCAGCUCCUAUUGGUGCCUGCCUUUAGGCAUGCACAUUUGAAAAGAUUGGCCCAAGAUGAACAGUAAGCUGCUGAUUCCCAUUUACAGGAAGGCCCCUCUGCAGUGCCAGAGGGGCACAAAGGGACCGUGGUAUAAAUAAAGUGAGCGUAUGAAGCACUGCUUGUAAGAGGGGUGGCCUUGGCCUAGCUCCCUGCACUUUUUUGCAGUUUGCAGUGUUCCUGGCUGCACUGUAAUUGUUACUGUUAGUAAAAAAAGCUUAUGGGAAUGUCUCCAUUGCUGUAUCUUUGACAGUUGUUCUAAUACUACCUGCCAUAAGCCAACCUGCAUCUACUGGGAGUUAGGAGGAGCUUUCCAGGGGGCACUUUAUCUCAUAACAGCCACUGCAGGGUCGCUGGUGCCUUCACCAGCCUCCAUUUGAAGUGAGGCUCUCUGGGUGCCCGCUCUGAACUGAGCUGGCUUUUCCUGUGUUUCUGCAUUCCUAGAACCCCACAGAGACCGUGUCACUGGGCUGAUUGUGAAAGGAGAACCACCAGCUACAUUUAAAGUGUCAGAGCUAUGGUUUUUUAAAGCGCUCAGCUACCAAGCUUAUGGGUGUAGUAUAAAAUGAUGGACUGGCAGAGUCAAUGCUGCUGUGGGUCUGUUCAUGACUAUCCCCAAGUGAUUCAAUAACCAACAGUGCAAUGGGAAGGUGGAGAAUUCGCACUUGAGAAUUGCGUGUUAUGUCCUUUGAA
Molecule: messenger RNA, 6797 nt
Organism: Gopherus evgoodei (Goodes thornscrub tortoise)
Lineage: Eukaryota; Metazoa; Chordata; Testudines; Testudinidae
Gene: LPAR2
Product: lysophosphatidic acid receptor 2
Exons: 3
Coding region: 213-1247 (344 amino acids)
Biological process (GO): G protein-coupled receptor signaling pathway
Cellular component (GO): membrane
Molecular function (GO): lysophosphatidic acid receptor activity
Source: RefSeq, a predicted model, not a curated record